AUGGAGGAUGUUAGUAAUAAUAUUAUUACUUUUGACGGAGUAAAAGCAUUAAUAGAUUCCCUUAACAAAAAUACCAUUCUAAUGGUUUUAAUCCUCAGUGGGAAUCCACUGGCCCUUGGAGGAGAAAAUACAUUUAUGGAUGGCUUUUCCACUUUCCCUAUUUGUUCAGGACUUUGCUGUAACAAACUUUGUUUAAAAGAAGAACGAGAAAAGGCUGGUAAUAAAGUUAUUAUUGAGAACUUUAGUCAUAUAUAUUUUCCACAUUAUAAUAAUUACGUAUAUUUUCCACAUCAUUAUAUCUAUUAUUAUUGA
Cetraspora pellucida is the source of this 312-nucleotide messenger RNA. Lineage: Eukaryota; Fungi; Glomeromycota; Glomeromycetes; Diversisporales; Gigasporaceae. The record is from the annotation of a GenBank genome assembly.